AUGAUCAUUGGGCAGAAGGGCGUCAAGUACGGGCUCACAGUAAAAGGUCCCAAGACCAGUGCUGCCUCCAAAACGCUCAAACCAUCGGUGUUCGAAGCGGGCGACUCUGACGACGAGCAUGACAACGUGGAGCAACAGAUUGCUCGACAGCAAGUCCGGAAGCAGGACGACCAGAAGGUAGCAGCGUUGCAUGCCGCAGCUCUGGCUGAGGACGCCGCUGUGUUUGACUACGAUGGCCACUAUGAUGCCAUUCAGGAGGCCAGGGAGGAGCCCAAGCGCAGAGAGAAGAAGGAGCGCCAAUCCCGCUACAUUGCUGGACUCCUAGAGAAGGCUGAGGAGAGGAAGCGGGAGCAGGACGUCCUGUAUGAGCGACAAAUGCUCAAGGAGAGGGCAGCCGAGGAUCAUCUGUUUGGGGACAAGGAGCGCUUUGUCACCGCUGCCUACAAGAAGAAGCUGGAGGAAGACCAACGCUACGUCGCCAACCAGAAACGCAUCCAAGCGGAUGAGGAGGCGAAUGCGGUCGAGAAGAAGGGCCACAUGGGCAACUUCUAUCGCAACCUCUUCAAGAGCAAUGUGGCGUACAAUGGCAGUUCCAGUUUAGGUGAGUACGCCGUGUCAGGGCCUUGCUGCGACCUGGGCCCCUAUGGGGGCACAGUGUGGGCCAGCCCCGAUUCCAAAAUGCCUCCCCCCGACUCCACAGGUGUGCGUCCGACUCGACUCAUAGACGUCUCUCAGAGCCAAAAUCAGUCGAGUGAGGAGGAGUGCCCUGACAGCGUCAGUGAGGGCUCCAUGGCGGACAGCGAUGCGUCCUCGCAGGAUAACGAGGAGGAUGUCGGGAGUGUGGGAUCGGCCGACAGCACCAGCCAGGAUGAGGAGGACGAGGAGGAGAGCAACUCAUCCGGGGACGACGCCUGGCCCUCAGAUGCAGAGAACGUCCCACAGAAUGCCCAGCAAAGAAAUGAAGUGGCAGCUGGCGAAGCGGGGGCCGCGCUGCUGGCGGACAAGAUCCUGGACACGCGUGAUGGAGCCGAUGGCGCGCCGGAGUGCCUCGUGAAGCUCAAGGACAAGAGCUACCGAGAGGUGCAGUGGCUGCCCCGCAGAUCCCUGGAGGAGACCAAGCCGGGCCUGCUGCGCGGCUUCCUGAAGAGGCAGGAGGCAGGCGAGCUCAACCCCUACGGGGACCUGGCCUCGGGCAUCCACGCCGACUGGACGGUCGUGGAGCGCGUCAUUGCGCACCGAGCAGGGCCGGCCGAGCGCUUCCUCAUCAAGUGGAAGGGGCUGGGGUACAUGACGCGGUACCAUGAGCUGCGCUCACCGGGGUACCACAAGAAGCUCACCCAGGCUGCUGCCUCCAACCCGAAGACCACCGCAGUUCCCACCUUCUGCAACGGGCGCGAGCUGAGGGCGUACCAGAAGGAGAGCCUGGCUUGGAUGGCAGCCAACUGGAUGGGCCUGGGCAAAACAGCCCAGUCCAUCGCCAUUCUGGCGCUGCAGCAGCAGUCUGGCGGCGUGGCCGGCCCCUUCCUGGUGGUGGCCCCGCUGACCACGCUGGGUCACUGGCAGCGCGAGAUCGAGGCCUGGACCGCGCUGGACUGCGUGGUGUACGCUGGCAGCGCUGCAGACCGCGAGGCCAUCCAGGACGUCCACUGGGCGACGGUGGUGGUGGACGAGGCGCACAGGAUGAAGUCCAGUGGCUCAGCCACGCGGGCGGUUCUGGAGGCCCUCCCGCGCCACUGGCUCCUCCUGCUCACGGGGACGCCAGUGCAGAACAACAUGCGCGAGCUGCACGGUCUGCUCAGUCUUGUGGACCCGGUGCUCUUUGGCACGGAGUCCGAGUUCCUGGGCCGGUACGGGGACGAGAGGACCGGCAUGGAGGCCGCACAGGUCCAGCGCCUCAAGGUGGCACUGAAACCCAUCCUCUUGCGGCGGAUGAAGGAGGAUGUGGAGACGCUGCCGGAGAAGGAGGAGGUCAUCAUCUGGGUGGAGCUCACCACGACGCAGCGGGCCUACUACCGCGCCAUGUAUGAGAAGCAGAUCGGCGUGCUGCUUCAAGGCGCUGCACCCCGGAACCUGCCAAACCUAAAGAACCUGGCGAUGGAGCUCCGCAAGAUCUGCUGCCAUCCAUUCCUGUGCAAUGGGCUGGAGGACGACCUCAUGCGACGGGAGACGGAAGCUGGGCGGAAGCUGGACACCGCAGCGCGCAUGACCGCCGCCAGCGGCAAGAUGCUGCUCCUCUCCAAGCUCCUGCCCAAGCUGCGGAGCGAGGGCCGCAAGGUGCUCAUCUUCUCCCAGUUCAAGAUCAUGCUGGACGUUCUGGAGGACUACCUGGACGGGGAGGGCUGGCCUCAUGAGCGCAUCGACGGCUCCACGCCCUCUCGUGACCGGCAGGCCGCCAUAGACCGCUUCAGCGCAGGCAAGACGGACAGCGAGGGGCGGGGUCGGGGCUCGGACGGUUUCGUCUUCCUGCUGUCCACCCGCGCCGGCGGCCAGGGCAUCACCCUCACGGCUGCCGACACCUGCAUCAUCUACGACUCCGACUGGAACCCCCAGAACGACCUGCAGGCCAUGGCGCGGUGCCACCGGAUCGGUCAGCACAAGGAGGUGACCAUCUACCGCCUGGUCACCAGGGACACCUAUGAGGCCAAGGUCUUCGAGAUUUCCUCUCGCAAAGCAGGACUGGACGAGGCCAUCCUCGGAGUGACGGGGCCCCAGCAGGACCCGGAGUUGGACAGCCGCAAGAUCUCGGAGCUGCUGAAAAACGGCGCGCAUGGACUGGAGGACAUGGCGGCGGCGGCUCAGCAGAGCAACGAAUUCGUGUCGGAGGACAUCGGUCAGAUCCUGGCGGGCCGCACCGAGAAGCGCCAGAUCGGGAGCCGGGCCGGCAACUCGUUCUCGGCGCGCAAGGUGGGGAGGCGCCGCAAGCAGGAGGAGGAGGACGGCGACGACUCCACCUACGAGGCGGAGCCGGGGUCGGCGAGCGGCGACGACCGUGCGAGCAGCGGCGGCGAGGAGGACACAGAGGGCGUUGACGCCACGACCACAGCGGCCCAAGCCCGCAAGCCCCGCAAACGCUGGCCCAAGGGCGGCCCCCGGCAGUGGAGCCCCGCGUCGGUGACGGCGUUCGAGGACGCGCUCCUGUGCCUGGGCGAGGACCGCGCGGAGGAGGCCAUGCAGCGCAUCGGCGCGACUCACUGUGCGGACCUGGGGCCUGAGGCGGCGCCCGCCCUGGCCUCCUUUGUCCGGCUGCUGGCGGACACGGUGGCGAGCACGCCCUCCCCUCCCAGGCCCGAGCUCCCGUCCGACACCCUGCAGCGGCACCUCAACAUGGACUGCCCCCCCGUCGCGGCGCUGUGUCCGCAGGAGGUCCUGGAGGCCGGGGACGAGGCUGUCGAUGCAUGGCUGCGCGACUUCACAAGCGAGAAGGUCGAGGCGGCCACGGCCUGGGCGAGGAGCGAGUUCGAGGCGCGCGUGCCCGAGUUCUGGGCGGAGCACGUGAUGGGCCGCAUCGCUGAGCAGAUGCCCCCCCGCCUCGCCAAGGUGGUAUCACAGCCGGAGUACCAAUCGCGCUGGACGCUGCGUGGCGCUGCCUUUGCCAACUGCCUGAAGCAGUGGAAGGUGCUCGCCGCCCAGCGCGGCCGCCCCAUCCCCUUCCCCGAGGGCGCCUACCGCACGAUCGUGCAUAAGAAGGUUGCGGACUGGUUCACUGCCAGCCAUUUCCAGACGAUGCUGGAGGUGGUCCAGGAGAUAUGGAGACAUGCCACGAGGGGCCUGACAGCCUUCCUGGUCGACACCAUGGGCCGCCUGUCCCAGCUGAUCGAGGAGGACGAGCGGAAGCGUCAGAUCCAGUCGGCUCCCGUCCUCGAGCUCGGCUUGGCGCCUAGGGAGGCAGCACAUGCACUCAGAGUGCAGGCCAUGGACACUGACGACCAAGACCCUUACAGCAUCCUGUACGGGAAGGACAACGGGAACAGAGCGCCGGCGUUCAACGCAUCGUGGCUGUUCUAUGAGGCACAGAUCAGCGGGCCAAAACCCCCCUGGAGCAGGAUCAAGUAUCGCGGGGAUGCACACCUGGACGACGCAGUGCCGGGUGGAUGGUACGACGCCGGCGACCACCUGAAGCUCAACUUCCCCCUGGGCCAGGCAGUGUCCUUCCUGGCCUGGGCUGCUCUGGACUUCCCCGAGGCCUUUGCCGCGGCCAGCCCUGCCAACAACCCGGUGGAGAACAUCCGGCUCGCAGCGCAGUACCUCAUGGACUGCCACGUGGGUAAGCACGAGUAUGUGGGCCAGAUCGGGGACCCCGACAUCGACCACGAUUACUGGGGCCGGCCGGAGGAGCAGCGCGGUAGUCGCCCCACUUUCCGGUGGACACUCGCCACGCCCGCCAGCGACCUCCUGGGCUCGGUGGCUGCGGCCCUCGCCGCCAGCCACCUGCUCCUCAAGGGACGGGAUGAGAAGAUGGCUGCUGAGCUCCUGCGCCAUGCAGAGGAGCUGUACGCCUGGGCCAAGGAGGUGCAAGGCAAGUACAACGCGGCCCACAAGGGCGCAACACACGUCUACCAGUCCAGCCGCUUCCUGGACAAGCUCAUGUAUGCGGCGGCCUGGCUAUUCAGGGCGACCGGGCAAGGACGGUACGCUGAUGAUGCGCUGGCCCACUGGCGAGCCGCCGGCGGCAGCGGCGACGUCGUCACGAGCUGGGACUCGCUCUCCGUCCCAGCCCUCAACCUGCUGCUGGGCCUGGCGGCGCAGGGAAAGGCGGUGCCUGGAAAGGACGAAUAUGAAGCCUGGUUCCAGAACAAUUUUCUGUCCGCCUGGUUUGACCCCAGAAGCGGCCACUGGGACAUGAAGAAGUCGCCAAAGGGGCUCAUUGUCCCCGGAUUUGCUGACUUUGGGAACCUGCGCUAUGCCUGCAACACCGCCUUCAUGAUGGCGCUGCGCGCCUCCUACUCGCCGAGCGAAGAAAGCAAGGCCCUGGCCUGGUGCCGCCAGCAGCUGGACUAUGUGCUGUGGUCCACCGGCCGCAGCUUCGUGGUGGGGGUUGGGAGCGGGUACCCGCUGCGGCCGCACCACCGAGCCGCCUCCAUCCCAGCGGCAGCCGCGGGGCAGGGGCGCGUCUGGCAGUACCACAACAGCCCGGACCCCAACCCGCACGUCCUGACGGGGGCGCUGGUGGGAGGGCCGGUGAGGGGCGACGAUGGGUACGAGGAUGCGCGCCCCAACUUCCGGGCCAAUGAGGUCGCGGUGGACUUCAACGCCGGGUACACUGGGGCGCUGGCGGGCGUCCUGGCCAUGGAAUCGCGCAGCCUGCAGAUUUCCACCAACUGA
Molecule: messenger RNA, 5322 nt
Organism: Auxenochlorella protothecoides
Lineage: Eukaryota; Viridiplantae; Chlorophyta; Trebouxiophyceae; Chlorellales; Chlorellaceae
Product: Chromodomain-helicase-DNA-binding protein 8
Exons: 31
Coding region: 1-5322 (1773 amino acids)
Biological process (GO): carbohydrate metabolic process; chromatin remodeling; regulation of alternative mRNA splicing, via spliceosome
Cellular component (GO): chromatin; nucleus
Molecular function (GO): histone binding; ATP-dependent chromatin remodeler activity; DNA binding
Source: RefSeq, a predicted model, not a curated record